This is a messenger RNA of Colletotrichum graminicola M1.001, 645 nucleotides long. Its product is annotated as Ras family protein. Lineage: Eukaryota; Fungi; Ascomycota; Sordariomycetes; Glomerellales; Glomerellaceae. Gene Ontology annotation, biological process: signal transduction. Bases 1 to 645 code for a protein of 214 amino acids. Gene Ontology annotation, cellular component: plasma membrane. The record is from RefSeq and is a predicted model, not a curated record. Gene Ontology annotation, molecular function: GTPase activity; GTP binding; GDP binding. The transcript has 7 exons.
AUGUCACGCCAGAACAACAGACAUCUCCAGUCAUGUCGUGAGCUCCAUGUCGUGGUACUGGGCGCUGCCCAAUUCGUCCACAAUGAGUGGAUCGAGAGUUACGAUCCCACCAUUGAGGACACCUACCGUACACAGCUCCAGGUGGACGGACGGCAAGUCGUCUUGGAAAUCCUUGACACUGCAGGCACGGAGCAGUUCGUCGCCAUGCGUGAUCUGUAUAUGAAGUCUGGCCAAGGUUUCAUUUUGGUCUUCAGCAUCACCUCGUCCUCGUCAAUGACCGAGAUCGAGAUGCUGCGCGAGGAAAUCACCCGUAUCAAGGACGACGACAACGUUCCCAUUGUCAUCGUCGGCAACAAGGCCGACCUGGAGGAGCAGCGAUCUGUACCCAGACAAAGAGCUUUCGCGUGCUCGCAGAUGUGGGAUGCACCCUACUAUGAGACAAGCGCCAGGACACGAACCAACGUCGAUGCCGUCUUCGUAGAUAUCUGUCGUCAACUUCUCAUGAAGGAUGAGAAGAUUCAGAACCAGACCGCCCAUGAAGACGACGAGCACGAAAACGAGAAGAACCCCGGCCUUAUGAGCUUCGCCAAGCGGAAGAACCGAAGGCGGAAACGCCCCGACGGCCACCGAUGCGUUAUCCUGUGA